GAAGAUGCUGAAAUAAAACUUAAUCAAUAUGCAAGGUUACUUAGAUUUUCUCUACGCCGUAAGCGGGUUGAAUGUGAUAAUAAUGGAAUUGUUCGUCAUCGAACAUUUGAAUGGAGCUUUUCUUGCAAUCCAACUUCAAAUAAAGUUAUUGAUAUAUCUCAUCAACGACAAUGA
Funneliformis caledonium is the source of this 174-nucleotide messenger RNA. NCBI's taxonomy places the organism in Eukaryota, Fungi, Glomeromycota, Glomeromycetes, Glomerales, Glomeraceae. The record is from the annotation of a GenBank genome assembly.